AUGUACGUGCAUUUCUUUACGACUUAUUCUUUACUCACCAACUUCAACUUGUCUUACAAUAUGAUUUCCGCUAUCUUCGACGGUGCUGCCCAUGUCACCGUCGCUGGGUGCCUCGGGGCAUUCUUUUUCAAGGAAACUGUGGUGGAUCACACGUCCAAGGCUGUCAAAGAAGCGGAGAAUGUUACCACUGGCCUCGUCAUAUCCGAACUCUGCAUUUCUGUCGUGGUCUUAGCUCUAGUUUCCCACAAGACCACCCAGAUACUCCUCAGUAAAGAUACCCAAUUCCCUCCGAAGCAUAAUUUGGCCGAACUCGACGUACCUCUCAUCUGCAACAAAAUAUCUGAUUUCUCUACUGCAACAGAAUCAAUUUCAUCGAAUCCAAUUGCAACCGAAUCUUGUGGCAUUUCUCUAUCAGCAUCAAUUUCAUCGAAUCUUGACUCCUGCACUUCACCAUCUACAUGUACACUAUGCACACCAUUGCUGUCAACUUGGAAUGCCAAGCGCCUCUCAAACGGUUCUGACACCACCCUCAUCGACCACGAUGACAAUUUCAUGAAGGACUUCUCGGCUGCGGAUCUUCAGGAAAGCACUCUCUCCAAGGACGACAGCGACUGUUCCAGUGGCGACCUACUCCUGGGCAUGAAAGCACUCACGAUUGAUGGCUCGAGUGGACCCUCUCAGCGGACGCAGCUCCAGUCAAUGAUCCUCAAGGACGGACGCCAGACGACAUCUGCAGCCACCGACGUUUCGCUCAGUCUCAUGGAUGCUUCAGCUCAAACGACCACGGGGCUCUCUCUCGGCAGCAUCCUGCCUCAGAUUGUCAUCCCCUGGCUGAAACCCCCGGAUAUGAAACGGCAUCAGAAUUUCCACCCGGGCAGAGACAAACACAAAUCUAGAUUGGCUCGCUUGGCCGCUGUCCGUGACAGCAUCAAGCGUACUCACACUAAGCAACUGGAACACAUUACUAUGAUCAAUCACCUUGAACAACUCCAUAACGAGCUCCUUGUCGACCAAGCCGCUCUUGUUGACGGUUGGGCAGCUGCCAUGGCGCAGCUUGGACUCACCUCUAUGUUGUCACCUGGACCACCGCUUCUACACCUGACGACGCCCAACCCGGGAACCUCGAUCGAAAUUGUUCAAGACUGA
Suillus subalutaceus is the source of this 1146-nucleotide messenger RNA. RefSeq lists its product as uncharacterized. The transcript has 4 exons. Lineage: Eukaryota; Fungi; Basidiomycota; Agaricomycetes; Boletales; Suillaceae. The record is from RefSeq and is a predicted model, not a curated record. The coding region runs from base 1 to 1146 and encodes 381 amino acids.